Fusarium odoratissimum NRRL 54006 is the source of this 1792-nucleotide messenger RNA. RefSeq lists its product as uncharacterized. The transcript has 10 exons. The record is from RefSeq and is a predicted model, not a curated record. Gene Ontology annotation, molecular function: zinc ion binding; DNA-binding transcription factor activity, RNA polymerase II-specific; transcription cis-regulatory region binding. The coding region runs from base 1 to 1707 and encodes 568 amino acids. Gene Ontology annotation, biological process: positive regulation of transcription by RNA polymerase II. Lineage: Eukaryota; Fungi; Ascomycota; Sordariomycetes; Hypocreales; Nectriaceae. Gene Ontology annotation, cellular component: nucleus.
AUGUCACGUGACAUGGCUCAAGCGCUAUUUCAUUCGGCCAAAGUUUCAUUUUCUAUCUUCAAUGUCUCUUACCUUCCUGAGAGGUGCAACAAGACUCUAAUGGAAACAGAAAAUCCUGUAUCCAAGAAGAAUAGUCGCGUGGCCGUCGGAUGUACUGCAUGCAGAGUGCGCCAUGUACGAUGCGAUAAAGAAAUCCCAUCAUGCUCGGCAUGCGCCAAGGCGGGCAUAGACUGCGAGCGCGCUCUGCAAAUCCGCUUCCGACCGGGCCUUGGCCUCUCAGCUGAAUAUACCUUCUCCUCUGAUCAAACCUGGGUUCGACUGAGAAAAUCAUUGGAAUACGUCGACGAAACCGAACGAGUAUCACAGGAUUAUGAGGAUCGAGGGCAAGAAGAUAUAUCUCUGGUUGAACACUUGGCAGUCGCUCCUGAUACCACAGAACUAGAUCAACAUGCGCCUGCACUUGCGCAUAUAUCACCGGCCUCACAUGUGUCUCAGAGUAUAACGUCGUUGCCAGGAAACUCCCCAGCGAGUACGCAAAUGACUCGUCACCUCCGCUACAGCUCUGAGCUCGUUCGUUCCCCAGACUCGCCGUAUUCCCGUCCUCCGAUGCAAUUCACAACACGCGAGGCCGAGCUUAUCAAGAACUUUACUGAAAACAUGGCUUUAUGGGCUGAUGCAACAGAUAUGAAUCGCCACUUUGAGUUGGAAGUUCCCCGCCGGUCGUUGUACUUCCCUGUGCUACGAUACGCGGUUUUCGCCUUCUCUUCGCGUCAUAUCAAUCGAGACAAGGCAGAUACUUCGACUGAGGCACUGGAGUACUACAAUUCUUGUCUAAGUGUCUUGAUAGAAGCUGUUGAUAAAGCGAGUGGACAUAUCGAUGAGGAGACUCUUGCCGCUAUUGCCAUACUGCGGCAAUACGAGGAGAUGGACGCGGAGGAUAUGGAAAUGCACCUGACAGGAACAUCCAGGAUCGUCAACUCGAUGUCAGAGUUUGACUUCAACGGCGGUCUUGGUGAGGCUGCAGCAUGGCUCUGUCUCCGACAAGACAUCUAUGUCUCAUUAACAAGACUACGGCCUCUGAGAUCAAACCUUGAGAACUAUCUCCAAUCUGAUAUUUUUCGACGCACCGAUGAUGCAGCCUACGCAAACAGAAUGGUCUACCUUCUCGCCCGAUCUCUUGGCUCCAUCUACCCAUCCGACUCAUCCAUCUCUAACGAAAGCCUGGAGAGCAUUCGACUGGAUGUUGAUGGUUGGUUUGAAUCCAAGCCGGCUGUUUUCAAUCCAAUCCUAGAAAGCGGCAGAAAUAAGGAUGAAGGGAAAUUGCUACCUACUAUUUGGGUCCUUUCGCCUUUUCACUCCGUUGGUUUGCAAUACUACCAUAUUGCCAAGAUUGUUCUGGUCAUGUCUUUACCUAUUACUACAGAUUCAGUCUUUGAGCAGAUCCGAGAGAGCAAGAAGGUUGAGCGAACGAUUCGAAACCAUUUACUUCAGAUAAUAGCGUUAGCAAGCUCCCAUGCAAAAGCCGAAAAUGCGCUAUUCACAGCUCGGCAUUCAUUAUCAGUUUGGGGCAGCGUUUUUACCGAAAAGUUGGAUCAGGAUAUGGUUCUCGACUUUUUACGACACAUUCAACAAAAGACUGGCUGGCAAACAGAUUCACUAAGUUUAUCAUUGCAGCAACAAUGGACGCAAGACACCAAUGAGGACUGAUAGUCAACAAUACCUAACACCUAUUUGUAUAUUUUCUCCCAAAUCUAUAAUGCAUCACAGCUUAGGCUCCUCAAUGCGGCGUCCA